GGAAGUUCGAAAAGGCGAGGGAUAAGCCGGCGGUCCGCCUCUCAAAACUCUGAAUCGUUUCUCUGUUCGAUAUGGUGAGCAUUAAUUUACCUUCUUUGUCGAAUUGCCUGACUGAUUCCUCCGCAGUUUACCAGAAGAUUGGGAACAGAAACUCUCGCGGCCCCCAGUCCCGUCGCAGACAGGUACAUUUCUUCCCGUGUUGGUCUCCACGUCUCGCUUCAUUCAACAUCCAUGCUAGCCACUUUCGUUCUGACCUGUCACGAUCAUUACUACUGGGAAUUUUCUCCGCCCGUAUUUAAGAAGCUCCGGCAUCCAUCGGGUUGACUCUUAUUGCUGCUCCCAGUAGUCAACUCAACCAGCCAUGCCUCUGUCGCUGCCGUAUCUCCAGGAACACCCUGCUUACUUCAUCGGUCCCAAUAUCAUGGGCAUCUUUAUACAGGCCAUCGAAAUGGGUUUCGUCAUAAACCAGUUCUUCACCUUCUGGUCUCGAGCAGACCGCGAGAGUUCAGUCAUCAAGACCAUCGUUCUUAUUGUGACCUCUGUUGCAGUGCUACAGACCUCGUUAGCGUUCUAUAGCUUAUGGAGAGCCCACGUGCUCCAUUUUGGUGAUUUCAUUAUUGCAACAAGCUUCAUCUGGGUAGACAAGCUAUCUCCCAUUAUGACUGUCUCGAUGGCUUCUCCAGUGCAAGCAUUUCUCAUAUGGCGAUGUUGGACGCUCACAAGAAGGAACUGGAUCAUACUUGGAUCCCUGUCAACCGUUCUUCUAGCUUCAGUGAUCUCGAGCAUUGUCGUCACCGUUGAGACCUUUAAUAUAAACUUCCAAGUACUAGUGGAAAGCGUGGACCAGCUACCCAGAAUCAGACCAGAUGUCACUUUCAUCCUUGCUCUCGCGUCUUCUGCAGCCUUGGACGUUGCGGUUACAAGUAUACUGCUCACAUAUCUCUCGAGAGCAAAGGCUCACGUCUAUUCCUCACGAUUUCGACGCGUCAUGCGUAAACUGGUCAUUCUGAUCUGGGAGGCCGCUGUUCCUCCUGCUGCAUGUGCCAUCGUGGUGGUAGUGACAUAUCUGACCAUUGUCAAUGACAACUACUGGGACCUGAUGUUCCAGGCAAUCCUCGGCAAACUAUACGUCAUCUCUCUCUUCGUCACCUUAAAUGGCCGGGCAGACUUGGCAAAAGUAGCGGCAGGCACAAACCCUCGGCUAACAAGUCUUGGGUGGGCGGGCCCAGCAAGCCAUGCAGUCACUCUGAACAUACAACCGAUGGACCUUGAACUCGGCCAACAGCACUCCAGUGGUCCUUCUGAAGCUGAAAAUAACAGUGUAGCCACGAUUCAGGAGAAUAAGUCGGAGAGAAUCCAGGUCUCAUGAGCGUUGUCAUCGUUCUUUUCUCAUCUUGGACACCUGACUGCAUUCUUGACAACCAACGUCCUCGGACCCUUUACUCGCGGCGUUACUUACACCGACUUGCAUAUAAUUUUCGAACUUGGGAAACGUUCUGUGAAUGCCAUCGUCAUCCAACUGUACUACCUCCACUUUAUAAUCUGCUAUGUCUGUAGAUAGUUAUCUUCAAGGUGCCUGGCUGUUUGAUAUACCGUUGUACAUACUGUAGUAUCAGUAUUAUAAUACGGCACUCCGUUUGCUUUCUUGUCCAUCCCACACAAUGCUUCA
Molecule: messenger RNA, 1669 nt
Organism: Somion occarium
Lineage: Eukaryota; Fungi; Basidiomycota; Agaricomycetes; Polyporales; Cerrenaceae
Source: the annotation of a GenBank genome assembly